Messenger RNA from Stylonychia lemnae, 2838 nucleotides. The record is from the annotation of a GenBank genome assembly. NCBI's taxonomy places the organism in Eukaryota, Ciliophora, Spirotrichea, Sporadotrichida, Oxytrichidae.
AUGACUUUGAUUAGAAUAAUAAGAAUAGUUUUCUCCUAAAUAGUUAAGGAGAAUGGACAGCAAUAUCUGAUUAUACAAGAGUACGAGAUACUUAACUGGGUGACACUAGGACUCCAAACAUUAAUCGUCCUCUCUUUGAGAUUCCACCCAUAACUCCUAAUUUCAAUUUGCAUACCGUUCUGGAUGCUCUUGACAACUAUAUCAGUAAACCCAAGAAUGGAGGAGUACAACUUUUACACAUUUUUAUUCAAUAAUGUAUUCCACAUGACAUUUUGGUACUUGCAUCUAAUGAUGAGCAAUAUAAAUUGGAUCGCAACAUCUGUAACUUAUUUGGUUUGCGCAGUGUUUCAUUUUAUUGUAUAUGUCAUAAAAAUCCCACCAAAUGAGCAGAUUUCUGAACAACUAAGUUUUUUGUUUAUUAUUUUGUUAUCUCAUGUCAUCUAUGUUCUCUUGUCCUUCUUCUCUGAUAAGCAAUAGAAGGUCAAUUUUCAUCACAAUCUAAUGCUGGAAUAAGAAAAUCAAAACCUGAUUGAAAUCUUGAAGCUCUUUCCAGAUCCUUUAUUGAUUUUAGCGAGAGAAGAUGAAGAAGAAAGCGAUUCUAAUUCAAUUUUAAAAUUUUUCUCAAAUAAUAACUUUCAGCAUAAAAAUGAAGAAGGUCAUGUAGCAGUGCCUCCUUAAAUUAUGCAUAAAAAUGACUUAAUGGAGGAAUUUGAGUAAAUUUCAAUGAAUUAUGAAAAGACUGACAAGCAUCUUGUUUUUCAAAAGUUCCAGGGAGAGGAUAUUUUAGACUCAAGCAAUCCAGAUCUAGAAUAAGUCUCAUUUUCAAUAGCUAAUAAUGUUAAUCAAUCAUAGAUAUAACUAUCUUCCUAUUCUAAUCAACCAAUAAAUCAAGAGAACAACAACAAUGAGAACAGAAAUCAAAUCCAUCAUAAAGAGACACUAUGGGAUAUAAUUCAUACACUCUAAAACGAUGAAAAGAUCACCUUAGUUUCUAAAAGUAAAAGAAACAGGUAGGACGGCUCAUAAGAGGGAGAUAUGUUUCUAGAAAUUAAACUAAAAAAUGUAAUUUUCAAAUAGACCAAAGCUAGGCUCAUUGUACUUAGAGAUAACACAGACAUUAUCAGAAGCUAGUAUGACCGAUCAAUGGCUAAGCUUUCAGAAAUAAUGAUAGCAUCUACCUCUCAUGAUAUGAGAACACCAUUACUAUCAAUAAUAAUGAUGCAUGAGAUGAUUUAGAGUAAGUUAUAAAAGCUGCCUGCUAAUGAAGGAUGGCUAAUAAAAGACAAAGAUGCAGAUACCUGGCUUAGAGUCUCAAAAAACUCCUCUCAGCUACUUAGAUACUUAGUGAAUGAUACUCUAGAUUACUUUCAGAUAAAAUCGGGAAAAUUUACAUAGAAGCCUAUAAAGUUUAAGGCAAUUGAAAUAGUUGAAUUCAGUUUUGACUUAAUCAGCAUCUAGAUGAGUCGCAAGAAUUUGGAAAAGAUUGUUGAAAUAGACGACGAGAUAUAGAAUGAAGAAUUUACAUUUGACAAAGAAAGGAUAAGAAUUCAUGAAACCUAUUUGCAAAAGAAAUUCUCUGCUCACAGUUUAGCUAAUAAUAUGCAGGCCUCGGAAUAUGAGCGAUUUAUUAAUGUGAGAUUUUCUGUUAUAGACUCGGGAAUAGGCAUUAAGAACUCAGAUUAAAAGAAACUUUUUAAAUUCUUUGGAAAGUUGAAUUAAAAUGAUGAAAUUAAUCCCACAGGAAUCGGACUUGGCCUCACAAUAUGUGAUAACAUACUCAUGUAAAUGAAUAGCAAGCUUAAAGUUCAGAGUACUUAUGGCUAGGGCACUACAUUUUACUUUGAGUUAUUAAUGCCUGCUUAAGAUAUUUCUUUAGCUAUGAUGAUAAGGGCUAGACAAUAAACUGAGAUUUAAGUUUAACUUCAGUCUAAUUAUUCAUCCAUACAACGAGGAAUUCCAAGAAUACCAACACUUGAAACUAUGAGCAGAUUUAACAAAAUAAACCCUGCUGUAGAAUAUAGCUAAAGGUAAGCCCAAUAGACGAGUGAUGAAUUGCUGCCUAAUGAAGAUCAAGAGACUAACAGGGAUUUAAUAAAAAGGAUGAUUGUGAAUGAAAAUUCUUUUAAUACAGGCCAUUCAAAUGAUGAUCAAAAGUAAUAUUCUUCUUUGGUCUUCAAAGAUACUACAAAGAAAUCUAAAAAUCAUUCAAGGUAGCCAUCAGCUACAUUUUAAAAGAUUCAAUAGGAAAAUGUCAACUUAAUGCUGCCACUAACUAUCAGACACGAAACAUUAGAAGUAAUUUAGAAUUAAUAGAUGAUGGCAUCUCACAACUAGACUGAAGAAAUGAAGCUAUAAUAUACUGAUAGAUAAUAUAAUGAACUUGAUAACUUUAUAAGGAUUGAAAGCUUGAUGGGACAGAUAGAGCCAGCAUCUUAUGAAAAUUCUAAUAACAGAAACUGUGAUUGUAUUAGAAUACUCAUUGGAUACAAUGGAGUUGAAGCAGUUAAUAUAGUAACUACGAAGCUUUAGCAGAAAGCUUGCUCUGAUUGUUACCAAAAGAACUAUGAUCUCAUAUUUAUGGACAUUUCAAUGCCAAUUAUGGAUGGUUAUGAGGCAUCUGACAAGAUAAGAUAGCUUGAGAAAGAAAUUAAUAUUUCAACCAAGAGUAGAGCUUACAUUGUUGGUUUGACUGCACACUCAACAGAAACUUACCAAAAUUAAUGCUAUAAAUCUGGAAUGAGUCAAUUUAUGGUGAAGCCAGUAGAAAAUGAAUUGAUGGAUAAAUUAUUGCAAUAGCUUGGAUUAAAGUAAGAUUAUAUGCCUGACCUAAAUAUUUGA